Molecule: messenger RNA, 3184 nt
Organism: Triplophysa rosa
Lineage: Eukaryota; Metazoa; Chordata; Actinopteri; Cypriniformes; Nemacheilidae
Gene: minpp1a
Product: multiple inositol-polyphosphate phosphatase 1a
Exons: 5
Coding region: 118-1506 (462 amino acids)
Molecular function (GO): inositol phosphate phosphatase activity; acid phosphatase activity
Source: RefSeq, a predicted model, not a curated record
UAAACAUAACUGAAAACAUCAGCUUGCGUGUGUAGUCUAAUGAAAUGAGUCACUUUCAGUUACGCAUAACAAGGCAACGUAGACCAGGCGCUGAGCAGCGCAGGACAAAACAGAAAAAUGGUCAAGCAAGUGGUAACAACAAUAUGUUUUAUUCUUUUCCAUUGCGUUAUUUGUUACUGGGCGUUUAGGUCAUCUUGUAACAUACGCUCUUUCGCAAAAAGCAUACCGACGAUUGCUAAGUAUUUUGGCACCAAAGGUCGGUAUGAAGAGGUUAACACAUAUUUAAUCGAUGACAUUCUCGCCAUAAACAAUUCAAUAGCGACGCUCCCUUCCUCGAAAUGCAGUGCGAUUCAUCUGACGGCUAUAAUUCGUCAUGGAACGAGGUUGCCGACCAAUAAAAAUAUACGCAAGAUGCGGGAUUUCUAUAAUCUAGUGGUGCGAAACGCCUCCGACAAGUUGAACUGUUUGUCAGAGGUCAAAUCACGUUGGACGAUGUGGUACACAGAUGACAUGGACGGGCAGCUGGUGGAAAAAGGCAGUGAUGAUCACAGGUAUUUGGCGCAGAGACUGAUCAAAUGGUUCCCAUCUCUGCUGUCCGUGGACAAUGUGCGUAACGGAGGCGUAAAACUGAUGACUAGCACCAAACACAGAUGUGUGAGCAGUACCAUCGCUUUUAGAACGGGACUAAUGCAAGGACUGAAUAGAGAAGAAGAAAGAGUCAUUGCUGAGUUGGAAAUAGAAGAGAAUGAUGCUUUGAUGCGUUACUUCGACCAGUGCGAACGGUUUGUGAAAGAGGUGGAGAACAAUAUAAACGCUUUGGAGGAAGUGAAACGAUUCAAUAAAGGCGCUGAGAUGAAGAGAGCAAUGGAGAAAUUGGCAGACAGGCUUGAAGUCCCUUACUCCAGCAUCACUUAUGAUUCAAUAGAAGCAGCAUUCUACCUUUGCUCAUAUGAGUUCACUAUCAAGGGGGUGAACUCACCCUGGUGCCAGUUGUUUGAUGAGGCAGAUGCACUGGUAAUGGAGUAUUCUAGUGACCUGAAGCAAUACUGGAAGAGAAGCUAUGGACACGAGAUCAACAGAAAGUCCAGCUGCAUCCUGUUCCGUGAUCUUUUCCAUCGCCUUGACCGAAUUGUUGCCCAGUUCAACUCGAGUGGUACAGUAUCUGAGGUUGUAACAGUGCAGGUUGGCCACGCUGAGACGCUGAUACCCCUCCUCACCUUACUUGAUAUGUUCAAGGAUGACACACCUCUCAAGUCGACUAACUUCGCCACCCAACAGAACAGAACGUUCCAAAGUAGCCGCUUUGUGCCGUACGCUGCCAACCUGCUGGUAUCGCUGUAUGAUUGCCCAGAUGGAAUAAGGAUGGAGGUGCGACUAAACGAGAAUCCUUUGACCUUGCCUGGACUCAGUGAAUCCGUGCCCAUGUAUGAAGAUGUAAAGAUGCACUACAGUGCUCUGCUCAGUGGGUGUGACCAAAAGACUGUGUGUAAAAUAAACAAUUCAUAAACACAAGAUGACCACAUUUAACUACACUAACACCACCAGCAAGACUGACAGCAUUGCAGUAUUCAGAAGUACAUAAGAACAACAGCCAAACAAUUGUUUUAGGUUAUAGAUUUUACUGUAGGCCGUGUUCAGACUUGACUUCUUUUUUGAAGCUGCUAGCAUCUGUUUUACAUUAUAAUCCUAUGGAGUAAACCGUGUUUUCAAAAAAGUCCUGAGUGCUUUUUUAAACGCCAGCACCGGCGUCUUUUUCUUUUGAGGUUGAAAAAGUUCAACUUUUCUGAAAAAACGCUCCUUUUUCACAGCUAACCAAUGACAGAGACAUGUCGUUUCCAUAACAACAUGCGAGGAACGUGAUUGGUCGAGAAAUGUAAUUUAAUUUUCACUUUCAACAACUUCUGAUUGCAUUUCUAGCGAGAAAUUAGUAUUGUAAAUAUGUGAUUAGUUAUUGCAAAGACGCUCUCUGUUUAUAAUUCAAAUAGACUUCCGUUACGCUGCCUAUCUGUUUCUCUGGGCUGCCUCCGUGCACAGACGCUGCCUCCGAAGUCAUGGCGUUCGUCUGCUAUUUGUAACCAAACGCUGCCAGCAUUUUUUCUUACUAAAGCGCAUUUGUCAACUUUUUCUUGUCAAAAAAGUCAAGUCUGAACAUAGCCUUAGAAGUAUAUUGAUACAGAAGAAUUGACCUCGAUGCUUGAUGACUCUGGUUUCUAUGGACCACUAACUGACUAACCAAGGUUGACUUGAUAGGCUUGGACACAAGUUUUAUGGUUCAGCAAAGAAGUAUAACCAAAUUUACCGUCGUAGUAUGACUACUUUAUUAUCUCUAUGGACUGAAUUCUUUGACCAAUAACUGAAUGAUUUACACAUUGUGCUAUUUUGUACAACAGUAAAUUGUUAUGCUUUAUUUAAUCAUAUAUAAAGCUUAUACAUACAGACCAAAUAUCCUUGUAAAUGUAUAUUUUAUGUAUAAUUGUACUAUUAUAAAAACAAUGUGUCAGUGUCAGGCUUUUUCCUAUAAUUGCAAUUUUUUAUAACAAAUUAGAUAUGCAUGCAGAAUUUAUUUCAUAAACUAUGCCUUGACUUAUAAGGCAAAUAUGCAUUAAUACAUUUCUAACCUUUGUGGUUCAGUUAAGGUUUGAUUUUUGUUUCAUAUCUUGGUUUUGCUUUGUGGUGCACAUCCUUCCCUGCUUACUGACCACUGUUUGCAUCUCUAGUUGUCUUAGGACUCAAAGUCUAUAAAAUAAUCAUUAAUAUUACAGUGUUAACAGUAUUACCAUUGUCUUAUACAUAAAAUAAGGUAAGUAGAUGAUAUUAUGGCACAAUAGUUAUGUAACAUUUGGCAUGAACAUUUAUUGUAAUGUGUGCAUAACCAGAGGAAGUGUGUAAAGUCUAGUUCCUCAAGGUUUUACUCCCUCUUCACCCAAACAUCUUGCUGCCAUCAAUUUUAUCUUCCUCACUCGGAGCAUUAAAUAAUGAUUUGUACAACUGCUUUGAAACUAAUGUGAGUAAUUCAAUUUAUGCAUUUGACUUGACUUCACUGUUAAGGUUUGCCUAUUUGUUCUUUUAGAAUUACAAGAGUUAAAUGAGUAACUUCUGUUGAACGUUGCCUUCACCCAGGGCACAUUUAUGAUUGGAUAAUUUGUUACAAAGUUAGUAAAUUGUAAAACAGAUAAAUGAAUAA